UACAAAUUUUUACCUACUGUCUUAAUAUUAUUUUUUAAGUUGCUUUUUUGAAUUAAAAAAAAUAAUCAUACCAUACAAUGUCGUUAACCGAAGAAUGCAUGGGGUCCGAAGGUGAAGUAGAGCCAUGGGACGACAAGGCAAGGGAUAUAUCACUGGACGGUUUGAUGCAAAUGUCCCAGUCGUUAAAAACCAACAUAGAAUCGAAUUUUAACAAAUUUAAGCACGAAAGGAUACCAAUUGUCAAUGAAAUAUCGAAAUUGUGUGGCGUUCAAGUAUCGCUUGAGCAAUCAGACGUCACGGUCAGUGAACCCGUUAAGCGGUUAACCCUCGACUCGGAAAAUAACGAUAACUUUGGUAGUUUCACAAUUGAUAAUAAUAACGUUGCGGUGCGCUGGAAGAAAAGUUACGAGACCUUAAACGGUCUGGAAGACGACUUGAAGACCUUCCGGAACCUCCUAAACGCCCAAGGGGGCGACUUUAACCAGUCGAUACAGUCAAAGGCGAAAGAAGACGAACACCCAUUAGUAGAAGAGUCACCCAAGCGAAAAGUAGACGAAGUGAACGGAUUAUUAAACAGCGAGACGUUUCGAAGCGACGAAAUGGAAAAGUAUAGAGAUAACAUGAAGAAGUUAUUGGAAGCAGAGAACAAAUGUCAACGUUGGGCAGACAAGUACGACGAAUUGCAUGCCAAAUACCUAAAAUUGGAAUCCAAGUGCGUGGCUAUCGAGAAAGUCAAUUGCAGUUAUCAAAUAGAAUUAGCUAGGAUCAAAAGUGUAGAAGACGAAAAUCGACGUCUCAGCGAGUCAGUGGAUAAGCUAGUCCGCGCGAGGAACGAAUUGGAAGCGGCUCUGGAGUCGUGUCAUGAAACUAUGUAUAAGUACAAAUCAAACGAGGAGACUGCCCGGAACAAAGUCAGAGAAGCCGUGGAAAUAGUAGAGAAGACUUGUUUAGAAAAACAACAAGCCGUCGAUAGUUUAGAUACAGCAAACGCCGAGAUAGAGCGACUGCAAAGCGAAUUGAAAACGUUGGUACAAGAAGCCGGGGUCAAAGUUCACACUGAGGUGGAAAAGAUCAAGGACAUGUUCCGGGACAAGUUGAAGAACAUAAAUGCGGCCAACGAUCUCUUGAAAACGGAAAAGCAGACGGCCGAUCGCAGGAUAGAGCGGAUGUCCAAGGAAUACGCGGACUUACGAGAGGAUUUCCAGUUGCUCAGCCAAAAAUGCGCCGAAGAACCGAUCGUCCACUCGAAAAAGUUGGCCUCUCUCGUCCAGCAAAUCGGCGAUUACGAAAUUUGGUCCGAACAACUCACGGCCGACGUGGAAAUCCUCAAGGAAGCCAACAGGAAGAUCCAAGAAAGUUAUGCAAGGAAACGGACCAAGUACACGAUGGAGAUAGCGUUCCUUAGGGACACGGUGGAAUCGCUGGAAGGUCAUUUGAGCAGAGCUAUGCGUCAGAUAGCGGACGACAACGAGAAAAUGGUGGAUGCCACGGACCGCCUGAAAACACUGGAAAUGGAAAUGAGCAAGUCUAGCAGAAAAAAAACAGAAGAAGACUUGGAACAGAAAGACAAGCAAAUAAUAAAUGAACUCACCAAACACGUGGAAGCAUAUAAGCGAAUGAUGGACAUAUGGGAAGACGAGAUUUACGAAAUAACAAAUGGUUUUAAAAAUAGAAUUAUUCAACUUAAAUCGCGUUGUCGACAGUUGUAUCAGAAAAAUUCAAAACUAAAAAGGAUGAUUAACGUUUACAAGGAAAACAAACGCUUGAAAACAAAAAAAACUUUUAUAAAGUACCAUGACAAGACGUCUAAUUCAACAUCAACGUGAAACGUCAACAAAAGACAAACUUUGAUGUAUAAAUUAUUAAAACUAUGUGAUACAACCAAUUCUGUGAUCAAUACACUGCCUUAACAAAUUC
Molecule: messenger RNA, 1917 nt
Organism: Adelges cooleyi (spruce gall adelgid)
Lineage: Eukaryota; Metazoa; Arthropoda; Insecta; Hemiptera; Adelgidae
Product: kinesin-like protein KIF15
Exons: 13
Coding region: 78-1826 (582 amino acids)
Source: RefSeq, a predicted model, not a curated record